Molecule: messenger RNA, 2003 nt
Organism: Caenorhabditis angaria
Lineage: Eukaryota; Metazoa; Nematoda; Chromadorea; Rhabditida; Rhabditidae
Source: the annotation of a GenBank genome assembly
AUGAUGCGAGGUGCGAGUCAGCAGCCAAUCAUUGUCCUCUCACAAGGGACAAAACGUGAAAGUGGUCAUCAAGUCCAAAUCGGGAAUAUUACUGCUUGCAAAACAAUUGCCGAUGUUAUCAGAACAUCUCUUGGACCUCGUGCUAUGCUUAAAAUGUUGAUGGAUCCAAUGGGUGGAAUUGUUAUGACCAACGACGGAAAUGCUAUUCUUCGUGAAAUUACUGUUAAACACCCAGCAGCUAAAAGUAUGAUCGAAAUUGCUCGUACACAAGACGAAGAAACUGGUGAUGGAACUACUUCAGUUAUUAUUUUGGCUGGAGAAGUUAUGGCACAAGCCCAACAAUUUUUAGAACAAAAAAUCCAUCCAACCAUCAUUAUUCAAGCUUAUCGCGCUGCUUUGGAAGAGAUGAUUGUUUUGGCUGAAACCAAGUUCAGUAAACCAGUUGAUAUCAAUAAUGAUAAUGAAAUUGCUACUGUCGUCAAAUCUUGUUUGGGAACCAAAAUGAUCAGCAAAUGGAUGGAUCUUGCUGUCAAAAUUUCAAUUGAUGCAGUCAAAACUAUCCGUGUUGAUAAGGGCGGUGUUAACGAAAUUGAUAUCAAAAGAUAUUGCAGAAUUGAAAAAAUCCCAGGAGGAACCAUCGAAGACUCGCAAGUUAUCAAAGGAGUUGUUUUGAACAAGGAUAUUUUGCAUGCUAAAAUGCGUCGUCGUAUUGAAAACCCACGUAUUGUUUUGUUGGAUUGCAAUUUGGAAUACAAAAAAGGAGAAUCUCAAACAUCGUUGGAAAUCAUGCGCGAAGAAGACAUCUCGAAAAUUUUGGAACAAGAAGAAGAAGCUAUUCGCAAACAAUGUGAUGAAAUCAUUGCCUUGAAACCAGAUCUUGUUUUCACCGAAAAAGGAAUUUCCGAUUUGGCUCAACACUUUUUGUUGAAAGCUGGAAUUACCUGUUUGAGACGUCUGAAGAAGACUGACAACAAUCGUUUGUCUCGCGUUUGUGGAGCCAGAAUUGUUCACGAUACUUCUGAUUUGAGACCAGAAGAUGUUGGAACAUCUGCAGAACUUUUCGAAGUCGUCAAAAUUGCUGAUGAGUAAGUAUUAUUCUGUGUUUUUAUUCUUCAUUGUUAUAAUGUUUUUUUAUUUGCAGAUAUUACACUUAUGUUACUGCCAAAGAAACAACUGCAUGCACUGUUGUUCUUCGUGGUCCAUCAAAAGAUGUAAUCAAUGAAGUUGAACGAAAUCUUCAAGAUUCUCUCCACGUUGUGCGAAAUGUUAUGAUCAACCCAAGACUUGUUCCAGGUGGUGGAGCAUUAGAAAUGUCUUUGGCUCAAGCUAUCAAAGAAAAAGGAACUAAGAUCGAAGGAGUUCGACAGUGGCCAUUCAAAGCUAUUGCUAUUGCUUUGGAGGUAACAUUUCUAUUUAUCUUUUUUUUUAAUUUCGUAUAAAUUACAAAUUUUUAAAGGUUAUUCCACGUACAUUGGUUCAAAAUUGCGGUGGAAGCACCAUUCGUCAAUUGACUGCGUUGAGAGCUAAACACGCACAAGCUGCUGAAAACUGGACUUGGGGAAUUGAUGGUACAACUGGUGAUUUAGUUGAUAUGAAUAAAUUAGAUAUUUGGGAUCCAUUGAGUGUACGACUUCAAGUUUUGAAAACCGCUGUUGAAACAUCGGUAAGUUUACUAUUUUCUAUUUGAAAAUCACAAUACAUGUUUUUAUUCUAUAUAUGAAACAUCUUUUUUUUUUGAAAUCAAUAACAAAAAUAUUGAUACUAAAAAAUUUAUGCGCUUUUUAUAGGCAGAUUUUGGCCUCUCAGAAUGUUUUAUUUGCCCAAAAAGAUUUGGUAUUUCGCAACAUUGUAUUGAUUUUUCAAAAAAGAAAGAAACAUUUUUUGACUCCACUCUUUUUUUCCAAUUUUACAUUUUCUAGGUCAUGCUUCUCCGAAUCGACGACAUUGUUUCUGGAACCAAAAAAUCACAAGGCCAAGAAAGACAAGAAGUUAUGCCACAAUAA